This is a messenger RNA of Encephalitozoon romaleae SJ-2008, 1056 nucleotides long. RefSeq lists its product as hypothetical. Bases 1 to 1056 code for a protein of 351 amino acids. The record is from RefSeq and is a predicted model, not a curated record. NCBI's taxonomy places the organism in Eukaryota, Fungi, Microsporidia, Unikaryonidae. The transcript has a single exon. Gene Ontology annotation, biological process: ubiquitin-dependent protein catabolic process. Gene Ontology annotation, cellular component: cytosol. Gene Ontology annotation, molecular function: polyubiquitin modification-dependent protein binding.
AUGAAGAUAAACAUUCAGCAUCUAAAGAACAAGUUUGUUGUAGAAGUUGAGAAUUUGGAUAUCACAAUAGAAGAGUUGAAGAAGAAGCUUGAAGAGGCCAUGGGGGAGUCUGUUAGAAUUCCUGCAAGCGACCAGACUCUUAUUUUUGAGCGUGAAAAGCUUGAUGACGGGAAGAAACUUAGUGAUUAUGUAAAGGGAUCUACUGAGGAGAUAAAGCUGUUUGUUAUAAAGCAGAACAAGAAUCCAAAUCCUAUAUCAAAGCCAAGCAACAUUUAUCAAAAUGCUAAUACAUCUGAUGUUCAAUCACAGGCACAUAUUGGAGGAAAUCCUCACGCUGGGCAAUCAAUGCCAAACCCUUAUGCUGCUUUUGUACCGCCAUACGGUGGAUACGGAUCUCCUCAACAGAUGUACGGCCAAAUGCCAUAUGGAUAUGGAUCUCCUCAGCAAAUGUACGGCCAAAUGCCAUACGGAUAUGGGUUUCCGCAAGGAGGUGGAUCGCCUGGGCAAAGUGAUGGAUAUAACGAAGCAUUCUCAAACGCCAUGAUGCAGCAAAUGGAACAAAUGCUCAACAACCCGACUUUAUUAGACCAGGUACUUAAUAUACAGAAUCCAAACAUGACUUCUGAGCAGAAGGAGGAACAAAAGAAGAUGUUAAAAGAAGCUUUGAACAUGAUGAAAGCAAAUCCAUCCUUAUUUCAGCAAGCUCUUACCCCCGAGAGGCUGAGCUGGGCAUUGAAUACAAUGAAUGGAGGACACGGAGGAAUGUUCCCAUCAUAUCCUCCAAACAUGGGAGGUUUCAACCAGAGAGAUCCACGUGCCCCAUGGAUGCACGGAUAUCCUCCUCCGGGAUAUGGAAGCCCAAGGCCGAAUCAGCAGGUCGAUGAGCAAGUAUAUUUAGUUCAAUUAGAACAACUUAAGGCCAUGGGAUUCGAAGAUGAGGAUGCAACAAAGGCUUUAAAGGAGGCUAGGGGCGAUAUAAACAGGGCUUUAGACAUUCUCCAUGAAAACAAAAAAAGGAAGAAUCAAGAAACUAGUGGAUCUUCUCCAAAGAAUUAA